UUAUCUUCCACAAAUUCAUCAUCAAGUUCAAGUUCAAGUAAACCCCCAAGAACUUUCCUUCUCCAUAUUUCCACCGCAAUGGCUUCGCUUUGGAUUUGGACACUCAUUAUUACACUGGUUCCAGUACUUGCUGUGACAUGGCUGUCCAGAAUUGGCCACAACCGGCACAAGAAAUUGCCACCUGGUCCAAAAGGGUUCCCAAUUUUUGGCAGCCUCCAUUUAUUGGGAAAGCUUCCACACAGAGAUCUGCAUCGCCUAUCUCGAAAAUAUGGACCCAUAAUGCACAUGCGACUGGGCCUUAUCCCCACCAUUAUUGUCUCUUCUGCCGACGCGGCCGAGCUGUUUCUCAAAACUUACGACCAUGUCUUCGCCAGCCGCCCACGCACCCAGGUUACCAAACACAUGUUUUACGGUUCCAAGAAUUUCGGGUUCUCUCCGCAGGGCCCUUAUUGGCGCAGCAUGCGAAAAAUGUGCACUCUCGAGCUGCUUAGCACUCAAAAAGUGGGCUCUUUUAGAUCCAUGAGAAGGGAGGAGCUUGGAUUGUUGGUUGACUUUCUUAAAGAGGCUGCGGAGAAACAUGUUGUCGUGAAUCUUAGCUCUAAGAUUUAUUGUGUUGUUAGGGACAUGACGUGUCUGAUGGUGUUCGGGAAGAAAUAUGAUGAGAGUGCGUUGGAAGCGAGGGCUUUUGAGGCCGCCGUACAAGAGGUGGUGCAAUUGGUGGCGACUCCUAAUUUGGGGGAUUUGAUUCCUUGGGUUGCGGGGCUUGACCUUCAAGGACUGAACCGUCGUGCGAAAUCUGUUGGGAAAAUGUUUGAUGGGUUCUUAGAGAGGAUUGUGGAGGAACAUCUGGUGUGUAAAGAUGAAAAUAAGACCAAGGAUUUCGUUGAUGUUUUGUUGGGUCUCAUGAGUUCUCAAAAUAAUGAAUACCAGAUUGAUCGAUCAACCAUCAAAGCCUUGAUCCUGGAAAUGCUUAUUACGGCAAUGGAUACUUCAGCCACUGUUAUCGAAUGGGCAAUACCCGAGCUCAUCAAACAUCCGGAGGCAAUGAAAAAAAUGCAAGAAGAAUUAGAAAAAGUGGUUGGUUUGAAUAGGAGGGUGGAAGAAUCAGACUUGGGUCACUUGGAAUAUUUCGAUAUGGUUGUUAAAGAGAUUCUCAGAUUGCAUCCGCCAGUUCCAUUAUUAGUUCCACACGAGUCCCUAAAAGAUUGUAUUAUCAAUGGUUUUCAUAUUCCUAAAGGGUCACGAAUGAUGGUGAAUGCAUGGACUAUUGGACAAGACCCCAAUGUUUGGAAUGAUCCACAAAAGUUCUUUCCCGAACGGUUCAUUGGUAGUCAAGUAGACUUGAAAGGAAAAGAUAAUUUUCAAUUGAUUCCGUUUGGAUCUGGUCGAAGAGGUUGUCCUGGAAUUCAAAUGGGUCUAACUAUGAUUUGUCUAGUUCUAGCCGAGCUUGUACAUUGCUUUGACUGGAAACUUCCAAAUGAUAUUUUGUUAGCCGAAUUGGAUAUGACAGAAAAUUUUGGUUUAACCUGUCCUAGAAUUCAAGAUCUCAUGUUAACUCCAAUUUACCGUCUUCAUAAUUGAUAAGUUGAGUUAGCAAAUGAAAUAAAUAAAGAAUUUUUUAUGCGUAGUGCUCGACUGUAGACUUUAUAAAGUAUAUUAUGUGUAUGUUUUCUGAUCCUUCAAUUAGGAUCAUAUUUUGUAUAAUAAAUUAUUUGGAUAGAUUUUUUUCCCUUUUUUAUUUUUUCCAAGAUCAACCGUUAUGUGGAUCGAAACAUUGGA
Molecule: messenger RNA, 1779 nt
Organism: Momordica charantia (bitter melon)
Lineage: Eukaryota; Viridiplantae; Streptophyta; Magnoliopsida; Cucurbitales; Cucurbitaceae
Product: cytochrome P450 71AU50
Molecular function (GO): oxidoreductase activity, acting on paired donors, with incorporation or reduction of molecular oxygen; heme binding; monooxygenase activity
Source: RefSeq, a predicted model, not a curated record